Molecule: messenger RNA, 3498 nt
Organism: Cydia pomonella (codling moth)
Lineage: Eukaryota; Metazoa; Arthropoda; Insecta; Lepidoptera; Tortricidae
Exons: 12
Coding region: 18-3011 (997 amino acids)
Biological process (GO): proteolysis
Molecular function (GO): metallocarboxypeptidase activity; zinc ion binding
Source: RefSeq, a predicted model, not a curated record
GCUUCAUAUGCGCAUUCAUGGCGCAAUACCGAUCAGUCUCCAUUGUAAACAUGGAGUUUAAACUACUGUUCUUUGUUUUACUUAUUGCCGCAACAGCAUGUGCUGAACCAAAAAGCUAUGAAGGCUAUAAAGUUUACAAAGUAAUUCCCAAAACAGCUGAUGAAGUGGAAAGUCUGCUCAAAGUGAAAAUAAGUGGUGUAUCCGAGUUUUGGGAUGAGAGUGUUGAUGUAAACCAAAAUGUGAAGAUAACGGUAUCGCCAGCACAUGAAGCGGAGUUUAUUGAAAUUCUAGAAAGAAAUAAUAUUGAAGCGACGCUAGUAAUUGAUGAUGUGCAAAGAGCCAUCGAUGACCAGGUAACUCCUGUCUCCAGGCGUAAAGGAAGCGGUAGCAGCGGUGGUAGACCCAGCGGUGGUAGUAGUGUAAGUAGUCGACCAGGGUCUACCGGUAGCAGCAGCAGUGGUAAAGGAACCACCGGCAGCAAUGGCUUUUUAACCUAUUACGCGUAUACAUCUGCAAGUCGUCGUCGUCGUAACAGAAGAACGUAUCAACGUAAUGCCGAUAUUUUAUUCUCAUUCACAUGGGACAGAUAUCACACAUUAGAUACAAUAUAUUCCUGGCUUGAUGAGUUAGCAGAAGCUUUUCCAAAUAUUGUUAAAACUGUAGUCAUGCCAGGUCAAAGCGUAGAAGGCAGAGAGAUCAAAGGAAUCAUCAUUGACUACCACCCAGAGAGAACGGACAAGAAAAUUGGUAUGUUUGAGGGUGGGCUUCAUGCUAGGGAGUGGAUAUCACCAGCAACUGUUACAUGGAUAAUCAAAGAGUUUUUGGCGAGCGAUGAUCCUGAAGUUGUAGCAUUGGCUACCAGUUUUGAAUGGCAUAUCUUCCCUGUUGUCAAUCCUGAUGGAUACUCUUAUACCUUCACAGACCGAAGAAUGUGGAGAAAGAAUCGCAGUAAGGCUAAUUUCACGUCGUGUGUGGCGUCCGGUGUUGAAGAUGACCUGAGCAAUGGCGUCGAUCUCAAUAGAAACUUCGAUUUUGAAUGGAACACGGCGGGAACAUCAGAGGAUCCCUGUUCCAAUCUUUUCCCAGGGCCAUCACCAGCAUCAGAGCCUGAGACUCAAGCCAUACAACAAUAUGUCCUGAAUCUAAGGCAGCAAGGAGAGAUAAUUUACUAUAUUGCAUUCCAUUCCUACACUCAGUUGAUCAUCGUUCCGUACAGUCAUCUGAAUUCAAACUUGGUGCUGCAGAUUCCAGAUUUUGCUGACAUGUUCGAAAUAGCUGUGAGAGCGGGUGACGCAUUAGCAAGCAGGAACGGCACUACAUACAGAGUUGGUCUUUCAGCGGACGUUAUGUACUUGAUGAGCGGUACGAGUUUCGACUGGGUUAAGAGCACCGGCGUUCCAGUAUCUUACCUAAUCGAACUUCGAGACGUGGGCGAAUAUGGUUUCCUGUUACCGGCAGAACAAAUCAUCCCGAACAAUCUAGAAAUUAUGGAUGCUUUGGUUGAGAUGGACAGAGCGACAAGAGAUCUAAAUAUUUACACACGGGAAUCGUCUGCGGGGAAUGUUGUGACGUCAAUGCUUUUGGUAGCAUUUGGUGUACUCAUAACUGUGGCUUAUUGGAGUUAUAGAAUGGUUUUCAAAGUAAUAGCCCUUUUGGGGCUCUUAGCUGUAGCAAAUGCCAUGGUGAGCUAUGAAAACUACAAAGUUUACAAUAUUGUGCCGAAGUCAGAAGCUGAAGUGCAAAUACUUAAUGAUCUGAAGAAAGAUGGUUAUGAAUUCUGGACGGAGAUAUUUGAAGUUGGCAGCGAAGUGAGAAUUAUGGUGCCUCCUGUUGAAGAUGAGGAGUUUUUGAAUUACGUCAAAAGUGUAAAUCUUGAUGCGAAGGUCAGCAUUGCUAAUGUUCAAGAGUUGAUAGACGCUCAACUGAAGACCGCAAUUCCCAAUGCUAAUUCCCGUAGCAGUACACUGGGUGGCAUGUCUUGGGAUAGAUAUUACGGCUUGGAAAACAUCUACAACUGGUUAGAUGAGCUAGAAACUCUUUACCCUAAUGUGGUCACUACAAUCAAUAUUGGGAACACUUUCGAAGGCCGUCAGAUUAGAGGCAUAGUGAUUGACUUAAAGCCCGGUCAGAGGGACGAAAGACCUUUGAUAGCGAUGAUUGAAGCAGGCAUUCAUGCCAGAGAAUGGAUCUCACCCGCCACCGCUACAUGGAUCAUCAAAGAAUUUCUGACAAGUGAUGACCCUGCAAUAAGGAGCAUGGCGGAGACAUUCGUGUGGCAUAUUAUUCCCGUUGCUAACCCUGAUGGAUAUGCUUAUACUUUUACAAAUGAUCGAAUGUGGAGGAAAAACAGAAAUACCGCCAAUCACGUCAUGUGUGGAACUAAUGCCGAUGCUGGUAAUGGUAUUGACUUGAACAGGAACUUUAACUUCCAAUGGAUGGUCACUGGAGCCUCAGCUAACCCGUGUGAUCAGACUUACGCCGGCCCCUCCGCGGCUUCCGAGCUCGAGACCCAAGCAAUCUCCAACUACGUCCUCACACUGCAGCGGACUGGCGAGCUCAUCUACUAUCUGGACUUCCACUCAUACUCGCAAAUGAUCCUAGUACCGUACAGCCACGUGAGCGGCAUCGACGUACUGCAGGCACCUAACUACGGUGAUAUGUUUGAAGUUGCUAUCCGCGCUGCGGAGAAGUUAGAGGCCAGGCAUGGAACGCGCUAUACAGUCGGCACAUCCCAAGAAAUUUUAUAUGCUGUGACUGGUUCAAGUUUUGACUGGGUAAAGGGAGUCGUGGGCGUGCCGAUUGUGUACCUCUUCGAAUUAAGAGACGUCGGCCUAUACGGGUUCCUAUUGCCCCCAGAAGACAUUAUCCCCAAUAAUGAGGAAAUCAUGGACUCGCUUAUAGAACUGGAUAGGGUGACCAGACAGUUGGGAUACUAUUCUGGCGCAGGGAUUGUUUUCAGUUCUGUCGUGUCGUUGGUUAUUUCUGCGUGCAUGUUGGUACUGCUCCAAUAAUAUAGUCAAGCAAUACGUUGACAUAUAAUUCAGUAAAUAUUGAUUUAUAAGAGCAAGCAGGUAUAUCCGAUAUAUAUAUAUAUCGGAGCUGGUAAGCUGGUGCUCCAUAAUAUAUCAACAUGCACUUAAAUGCCCUGAUAAUUAUAGAGACUUUGUUUAGAUACAUAUUUGUCAACACUUUCGCCGCUCGAUAUAUAUGAUGGAAUCAAUGUACAAAUUGCAUGCUUGCUCCUCUAGAUUGAGUUACGUAAAUUUGUAUUUUUAAUAAUAUAAUUUAUGUUUUUAAUAACUCAUAAAUUGGCUUGUAUUAUUAAUCUAACAUAAUAGAUAUAAUUACUAAAUCUAUUAUGUUAUAUUUCAUUUUCUAAUAACAUCUUCAUCAUCAUACCUGCUAGAACAAAAAAAUAUGAGCUACUAACGUUAAUAAAAGGUCAAGGUUAUUAUUAUGAUCAAACUUGCAUUUUUAUUAAAAUGUAUACCCCACAAA